UAUUUGGAUACAAAGUCAGCCGCAGCCGAUGACAGCUCGGUUCACUGAAUGGGAUAUCUUCGAGGUGAAAAGGCAUUGAUAAAUCAUGAAUAAAUGACCAUCCUAGCAACCCCAACGGAUGAAAACUUAAAGGAGUAGUUCUCGUCUAUUUAUUUCGUGGACCGGCAGCAGUGAUAUUGAAGAAGAAGAAGACGGAAAGACACAGACGGGCACAUUCACACGCCCAUGCGACGAGGAUUUGAGAUGGAUAUAAUACACACAGCUAACUAUGUGUGUAAUAAAAACAAUAAGGUUGCGAAGAAUAUUUUACAUUUCACCACUUACGAGAUCGGAAUGUAGCCUGACGGAGGGUACUGCGUUUGGAUUUUAAUUUUUUUACUGGAUUUAGUCUUGCUUUAUUCUCUAUUGCCAUGAGCAUGAAGAUGGUGGAUUAUUCUUCCAUGGACUUCUCGACAGCCAAAGGAAACACUGCCGAGGAGGAUUUCAGUGUUUGCGUUCACCGGCGUGGAUCUGAACGAUUUUGUCUUCGCAAGGCCACAAUAAUGUGCACCAUUAUUAACGACAAUAAUAAACUACGUUCUCUGGUUAGGUUCUCUAGUUGCGUGGACCCUGCAUAUGUCUGAGGAUAUGUGAGUAUGUGCAUGAGAAGAGGGAGCGUUUCGGUAUACUUUGGUGUUGUGCACAAUCAAUGAAUAGAUCAUUAGAUGGCAGAGCGCGGUGUGUGAGAAGAAAAAUGCAACACAAACAACAAUUGCACCGAUCUGCGGUGACAUCAUGACACCGUUUGGCCGCAUCUGGUUGCGGUGGUAAUUUUAGGCUUUACGAACGUGGUGCUGAACAGAAAGGAAAAGACACACUGAGGUUCCGUACGUUUAUCUCGUUCUAGACCAGGGCUAGACUCUUAAACUUCGCUACAUCAUCCCGUUCCAGAUCAGGGAUACAGUGAUACACUCAACACUCGGCUACAUUAUUUAUCCCUUUCUAUUCUAGACUUGGGAUUCACGCACCGCUUCGCUACACUGAUCCUGAUCUGGAUCAGAAAUACACACUCUUACACUUCGCUGCAUUUAUCCCGUUCUCGAUCAGGGAUCCACACACUCGUCGCUGCAUAUCCCGUUCUAGAUCAGGGGUUACACACACACUGACUCGACUCGUCGCUGCGUUAUCCCGUUCGUUCUCGGACGAACGACCGAGGCUCGCUCGGGUCCCGGUUACUCGACGCUUCUUAGUUAAAACCCUAAGACAGCGGGACGCGCGUUAUAAUCAGAAUGAACCGAUUAUUUCUUAGGCUGCAACACAUGAUGUCAUGAUGCUACGGAACAUGAAUUGGUGCGUUAACUUUUUCCAUCAACAAUCUCAAAUUAUGUCCCAGAUGAUGUCUUCCGAGUGAGUCUUAAAACGGAAGGGAAGAUUGCGUUUUCGAACGGGAUUAAAAGUGGUUUGCGUUCGGCACCGUGUGGGAUUCAGGGGCUGACAAAGAGGAGUAAAGGCUCGGUUCGGGGGCUCUGUCCCUGUUGGCUACUAUCCCUUGGCCGAUCGGGGAUCUGACGGCUGACGGACAGCCUGUCACAUCCAGAAUAACGGAACAGUGGCUGUCGGGGACGCGCCGCAUCGCCCUGCAGAUAAUUCACGCAUAAAAGCGGAUUUCAUGGGUGCGCAGUUUACGCAACGAAUGCAAUAAUCACCGUAAAGUUUAGUUACGAACUAAAGGAGUUUGCGGCCGUGUCCCGUCCAUAUGGGCCGCCUCCUGAGAUUAAGAGCGACUUCUGGUACACAUUCCAAAGUAAAGGGACAAUGAGACUGGAUUAAGAGCUGCUUGCUGCAUGAAUUAUUCAUGAGACGGGUUAUUAUAAAGGGAACAAAACGACGGUGCAAAGUAGUAUCCGUGCCUGCAUUUGUCACUGAUCGUGCAUGAUGAUCUGGGGGGAAAAAAAUCAAAAAUAAAUAAAACUGUUGUGAUGCAGGAAGGUGCAGGUGUUUGAAGGGGCCUCCGUCCUGCAGACUGUCCGUCUGACCCUCCACCAUCCAGCUCUAUGACGCCCCAAGAUCCUCCUCUGGACCAUGCCUGAUUUAGGAAUAACCUGGAUGUUGUAUGUUACUUGAGUUGCCCAUGGGGCAACUUGGCAUCAGCUUUUCUAAACUGAGCACAAUGGGAGCAGGGGGUUUCACUGUACACAGCCUCCUGGACAGCUCUGGAUUUGCAGAAGGCUGGAUUCAGUCGAUGGGCUCUACAUGGAUUUUGUGCCUUCAUUGACACACGAUCUGUGCCAGCCGUUGAACCCACAUCGGUGACGUGCAGGCUACCAUGGACCCGUAUGCAAGAAUGACUGCAGGGGCUGCCCCCUUGCCCUGUAGCAACUGCGGUGGUUGCCUGCCUCCGGCCUCCUCCUCUGCACCCCCGGGAGAUGUCCGGCCCUCUUGUGCCGGGACAGCCGAGAAUGGCAGCAGCUGGGACUCAUCCACCGUGUCUUCCUCCGGCUCCCCCGACUUCCAUCACCAGGCUGGCGCUGGUGGUGAAAACCCCUUCUGGACAGCGGUGUUUGACUACGAGGCCACUGCUGAUGAGGAACUGACACUGCGACGCGGAGACCUCCUGGAGGUGCUCUCCAAGGACUCGAAGGUGUCAGGGGAUGAGGGCUGGUGGACUGGCAAGAUCCAGGACAAGGUGGGCAUUUUCCCUUGCAACUACGUGACACGGCGGGAUGUCAGCUAUCCCCAGCUGUCAGGCAAUCUGGUGGGUGGUGGGGAGAGCCCACUGGAGAUAGACUUCGCCGAGCUCCACCUGGAGGAGGUGAUCGGCGCCGGUGGUUUCGGGAAGGUGUACAAGGGUGUGUGGCGUCAUGAAGAGGUUGCGGUGAAAGCGGCCCGCCAGGACCCCGACGAGGACAUCAGUGCUACAGCAGAGAGUGUGCGCCGGGAGGCCCGACUCUUCUGGAUGCUACGGCACCCCAACAUCAUUGCACUGCGUGGCGUGUGCCUGCGAGAGCCCAAUCUCUGUCUAGUGAUGGAGUACGCCCGGGGGGGCGCCCUCAACCGCGCACUGGCCGGGAAGAAGGUGCCACCCCGAGUACUGGUGAACUGGGCCGUGCAGAUCGCCACGGGCAUGAACUACCUGCACAACCAGGCCAUAGUUCCCAUCAUCCACAGGGACCUCAAGUCGAGCAAUAUUCUGAUUCUGGAGCAGCUGGACUGGGACGACCUGUUUGGGAAGACCCUAAAGAUCACCGACUUUGGCCUGGCGCGGGAGUGGCAUUGCACCACCAAGAUGAGCGCAGCGGGCACCUACGCCUGGAUGGCUCCCGAGGUCAUCAAACUUUCCCUUUUCUCCAAGAGCAGUGAUGUCUGGAGUUUUGGGGUGCUGCUGUGGGAGCUUCUGACGGGGGAGGUGCCGUACCGUGAGAUCGACGCCCUCGCGGUGGCCUACGGCGUCGCCAUGAAUAAGUUGACCCUUCCUAUCCCCUCCACCUGCCCCGAGCCCUUUGCUCGACUGCUGGAGGAGUGCUGGAGGCCCAACCCGCACAGCCGCCCCUCCUUCGGGACCAUCUUGUCCCAGCUGCUGGCCAUCGAGCAGUCGGCCAUGUUCCAGAUGCCACUGGAGUCCUUCCAUUCGUUGCAGGAGGACUGGCGGCUGGAGAUCCAGCAGAUGUUUGAUGAACUGCGGGCGAAGGAGAAGGAGCUGCGGUCUUGGGAGGAGGCGCUGGCGCGUGCGGCGGAGGAGCAGCGGGAGCAGGAGGAGCAGCUGCGGCGGCGGGAGCAGGAGCUGGCCGAGCGCGAAAUCGACAUCGUGGAGCGCGAACUCAACAUCAUCAUCCACCAGAUGUACCAGGAGAAGCCACGCGUCAAGAAGCGCAAGGGUCACUUCAAGAAGAGCCGGCUGCUCAAGCUGGGCCGCGACGGCAACCGCAUCAGUCUGCCCUCUGGGUUCGAGCACAAGAUUACGGUGCAGGCCUCGCCCAGUGUGGACAAGAGGAAAACCCAGGGGUGCGAGAACACCACCCCUCCCGCCAGCCCUGGGGUCAUUCCUCGCCUGAGAGCCAUACGCUUGACGCCAAGCGACGGGAGCAAGACGUGGGGCCGCAGUGCCGUGUGUAAGAAGGAGGAGCUGACGGCCAAUAAGAAGAAAGGACGCACCUGGGGCCCCAGCUCCACCCACCAGCGGGAGCGGCUGGGUGGAGAGGACAGAUUGAAGUCUCUGGGUGAAGGCUGCAAGCAGUGGUCCUCCAGUGCCCCCAAUCUGGGCAAGUCACCCAAACACACCCCCAUGUGUGCCGCCUUCUCCAGCCUCAAUGAAAUGGAGGAGCACUGCGAGUCCCAGGAUUCCGUUGUGUCCCAAAUGUCCAUGGAGGCCGACAGCAACGGGGGCAUGGAGGACGGGGGACCCUCAGCGGGGGCACCAGACGUGUCUCGCCGCUGCAGCCAGCGCAAGAAGAGCGACCUGGUUCUGCUGGGCUGUGCCUCUCUGCUGGCCUCCGUGGGCCUGGGUCAUGACCUGCAGCAGCUGGGCAGGAUGCAGCUGAACCAGGACGAACAAGAACAGCGAGAGGAGCAGCGCAGGAAGAAGGAGGGACUGUUCCAGCGGGCCGGCCGCUUCCGGCGCAGCACUUCGCCGCCCAGCCGGACCCUGUCCCUCUCGUUGUCGCAUGGGCGGCCCCACGACUCCGUCCUGCCCAGCCUGGACCCCUCACCCUCUGUCACGCUGCUCUCCCUCUCCUCGCUGUCCGACUGCAAUUCCACCAAGUCGCUGCUGCCCUCGGACCCCGACGAGCCCAUCCAGACGCCCUCCGGGCCCUCCCCCGCGCCUCCGACCCCCGCCGCCCUGGCCCCCGCCCUCAACCCCCUGCUGGACUUGCGGGCCGAGAGCUUCAAGCGGGAGCCCAACCAGUCCCUGACGCCCACCCACGUGUCAGCGGCCAUGGCUGUCAGCCGCGGGCACCGGCGCACCCCUUCCGAUGGGGCCAUCCGCCCACGGGCGCAGACCCUCGGGCACCGCCGCACACCCUCCGAUGGCAGCACGCCGCUGCCCCCUGCUGUCACUAUCAACCCCGCCACCCAGAACACAGGUUCCCGAGAAAUCCUGGAGAUUCCCCGACUGCCCGACCCUUCUACCCUCUUCCCGGUUGCACCUCGGCGCAAGGCGCCUGCGCCCCCUCCCCUGGACCAUGAUGGCUCCGUGGGCACGGGGACCUUAGAAAGGCCCAAAACCCUGGAGUUUGCACCCCGGCCGCGGCCCACGCCGACACGGCCCCGCAUGGAACCCUGGAAACUAUCGUCCCUGUCGCGCACGCUCAGCUCGUCGCCCGGGAGCAGCUGUGACAGCCCGCUGGGUUCAGGGGACAGCAGUGCUGGUGGUGUCCGGCCCACCCUACUAGAUAUGGACAUGGAGGGGCAGAGCCAGGACAGCACUGUGCCCCUCUGUGGGCAACAUGCCCCGGCUGCACUCUGUGGUCAUCACUUAUCCUAGCGCACAAUUCCUUCCUUUCUCUCGCCUAACCCAAACCAUCACAUCCUCUCUCCUCCUACCUCCCCUAACCCCGCCCACCACAUCAUCUCUCCUCCUACCUCCCCUAACCCCGCCCACCACAUCAUCUCUCCUCCUACCUCCCCUAACCCCACCCACCACAUCCUGUCUCCUCCUACCUCCCCUAACCCCGCCCACCACAUCCUGUCUCCUCCUACCUCCCCUAACCCCACCCACCACAUCCUCUCUCCUCCUACCUCCCCUAAC
Scleropages formosus (Asian bonytongue) is the source of this 5725-nucleotide messenger RNA. It is a transcript of the gene map3k10, whose product is annotated as mitogen-activated protein kinase kinase kinase 10. Gene Ontology annotation, biological process: positive regulation of apoptotic process; protein phosphorylation. Bases 2306 to 5461 code for a protein of 1051 amino acids. The record is from RefSeq and is a predicted model, not a curated record. Gene Ontology annotation, molecular function: ATP binding; protein binding; JUN kinase kinase kinase activity. The transcript is spliced from 12 exons. Lineage: Eukaryota; Metazoa; Chordata; Actinopteri; Osteoglossiformes; Osteoglossidae.